ACCGUGCGCGUUCACCCAUUGUGCGUGUGUAAUCUCAACCCUCAGAAGCUUUGCGCCGCACAUCCGUCGUCUCAAGCGCGUCCUCGCGUCUAAACAGGUAGUCAGGCUCUCACCCCAGCAUCAAUUCUGCAGGCUUCUACUUGGGCACGACGCUGAAAACGAGAGAGAAACAAGACAGGAAAGAAAGCAGUGCUGAGACGGACAGAAGAGAGGUAGUACACGGAGAGAGAGAAAGCUAGGUGUUACCCCGAGAGAUGAAGGUGCGAGCGGCGGUGUUUUGCGGGGCUUGGCUUCUGCUGGCCCUGGCCUCUGGCGGGGAUGCUGCAGGGGAUGGAGGCAUCUCGUUCGAGUACCACCGAUACGAGGAGAUGCGUAAAGCGCUGGUGUCCGUGUGGCUGCAGUGCCCCUCCAUCACCCGCAUCUACACAGUGGGGGAGAGUAAUGAGCGCCGAGAGUUGCUGGUGCUGGAAAUGAGCGACAACCCCGGGAUCCACGAGCCUGGUGAACCGGAGUUUAAGUACAUUGGGAACAUGCAUGGCAAUGAGGCUGUGGGCAGAGAGCUGCUUAUCUAUCUGGCUCAGUAUCUGUGUAAUGAGUACCAGGCAGGCAAUGACACCAUCAUGGACCUGAUCCACUCCACACGCAUUCACAUCAUGCCCUCCAUGAAUCCUGACGGGUUUGAAAAGGCGGCUUCUCAGUCUGGCGAGAUGAAGGACUGGUUUGUUGGCCGCAGUAAUGCUCAGGGCAUCGAUCUAAACCGGAACUUUCCAGACCUUGAUCGCAUCGUCUACAUGAACGAAAGAGAGGGAGGAUCCAACAACCACCUCCUGAAAAACAUGAAAAAAGCUGUUGAUGAAAACCCCAAGCUGGCUCCAGAAACUAAAGCCGUCAUUCACUGGAUCAUGGACAUUCCAUUCGUCCUCUCAGCCAAUCUACACGGAGGUGACGUUGUGGCCAACUAUCCAUAUGAUGAGACACGCAGUGGCUCUACUCACGAGUACAGCGCCAGUCCAGAUGAUCUGGUGUUUAAGAGUUUGGCAAAGGCUUACUCCAGCUAUAACCCUGUGAUGUCCGACCCAAACCGGCCACCAUGCCGCAAGAAUGAUGAUGACUCUAGCUUCAAAGAGGGCAUCACCAACGGAGGAGCCUGGUACAGUGUCCCUGGAGGUAUGCAGGACUUCAACUAUUUGAGCAGUAAUUGCUUCGAGAUCACUCUGGAGCUGAGCUGUGAUAAGUUUCCUCCUGAGGACACGCUCAAACAGUACUGGGACCAGAAUCGCAACUCACUUGUCAACUACAUAGAUGAGGUUCACAGAGGAGUGUCUGGAUUUGUGAGGGAUCUCCAAGGCAACCCCAUCUCCAAUGCCUCUAUCUCUGUUGAAGGAAUUGACCAUGACAUCACCACAGCUAAGGAUGGCGAUUAUUGGCGCUUGUUGGCUCCUGGUAACUACAAGGUUUCAGCGUCUGCUCCUGGAUACCUCACUGUGGUCAAGAAGGUGGCUGUUCCUCACAGCCCUACUACACGGCUGGACUUUGAGCUGGAGUCGCUGGAAGAGAGGAAAGAGGAGGAGAAAGAGGAGCUCAUGGACUGGUGGAAGAUGAUGUCAGAGACCCUCAACUUCUAAGCAGAGGCCCUUGCCAGCGUUCUGGGUGUAAAAUAUUUAUUGUCUUUAUAUGUGUUCAUCAACUUAAAGGCCAUCAUUCUGAUGAUUUGUUUGUUUUGAUUGUUUUACGUUAGAGGCACUGAAUCUGGACUUUAUAAAACAGCCAUAAUACUCUUAAUACGUGUUGGUAAAGAACUGUGCUAUUAAAUGUAUUGUUUGGUAAAUUAUCUGCAUAUACAGAACAACGAUUUUCCUUGUUAAGAUUGAUGAAUACAAGUAUUGGCACUAAAUUAAAUGCCACAUGAAGUUCCCCUACAGUAAAGUUGAUAUCUUGCACAUCGCAGUUCACAAUAUCAGCCUAGUUAUGAUUACUUUAAAGCAUUGUGUAUCAUUUGCCGGUGUUCCACUCAGGCAUGCAAAGUUAAAAACACAUACAUAUAAAACAAACACGAAUACACCGAGAGUUUUAUUAUUUUGAACGCUGUUUGACUGAUUUGUUUCUAUUUUGUAACAUUGUGUUUUACAUUGAUAUCGUGCAAUUACUUUGUAGUUAUGGUCACCAAUCACAUCAACCAAUCAGAGAGCACUGUGUUGUGAUGAAUGUACGUUUCAGCAAAGAUUAUUACUAUUUAUUCUGAUUGUGACUGAUUUCUUCUGACACCCAUCAUACGAAGUCUCUUUCUGUUCAAACACUGUCUUGUGAGUUUAAACAAAGUUAUGCUUGAUGUUUUUAAAGGGAGUGCUUUUGAUAAACCUAUUUCAUAAUUACAACUUUGAAUAUCAUAUCCAGAUGAAAAUUAAAAAGGUUAUCAACUGAACUCCUGCAUUAUGUCAUACGAAACUAUAAAGGAAAUUUAAUAAUUUUAAACAUAUUAUAGAUAAUAGCUUGUAUUAUCUGUUUGUAACGCAGAUUUACAUUUUAGAUCACGAAACAACAGAAUUUAAUGGCACAAAAAUGUUUAUUCAGAAUGUAGAGAUAAAUCGGAAGGUUUUGUAAUCUAUACCAAAAUGCACAAUUGUACGGUACUUUAUUGAACAUUCUAUAUAAUAUUAUUCCUUCGUUAUCUUUAUAAUUAUUGUAUUUCUGUCAAAUAAAAUGACACAUAAUUACUAUUAGGAUCAUAAUCCACUAUCAAGACAUUUUCAUUGACUGUCAAGCCCAUGCAAUGUCAUAAUCAAAGCUUAAACCUUAAAUAUUAAUGUCAUAAAAUGGCAUUUCAGUCAUCUUAAAUAUUUCCAAUUUGAAACGUCAAUGCAAAUUCUUGUAUAUGAGUGUGUUGAUGGUUAAAUUGAAUGACUCGAUUCAAAAAACAAUAAAAUUCCCUUUCUGUUGUCAA
Molecule: messenger RNA, 2941 nt
Organism: Triplophysa rosa
Lineage: Eukaryota; Metazoa; Chordata; Actinopteri; Cypriniformes; Nemacheilidae
Gene: cpe
Product: carboxypeptidase E
Exons: 9
Coding region: 255-1625 (456 amino acids)
Biological process (GO): proteolysis
Molecular function (GO): zinc ion binding; metallocarboxypeptidase activity
Source: RefSeq, a predicted model, not a curated record